AGACUUUCUAUUGGAUAACCAGGAGAAUUGUUGUCAAUUUACUUUACUUUCCAUUGAAAAAGGUGUUUAAUACUAAUUUUUAAUAAUAUUCUGAAAUUUUCCUACAGAUGUUAUGGUUGCCCAUUUCGAUUUAUGUACCCGCUCUCACUUUCAAUCAAGUUACGGGCAUCAAUUUGUAUACCAUCAUACCGGUAGUAUGUUUGGUCUGCACAAUUUAUACCUGCAUAGGAGGCAUUAAGGGUGUAAUAUGGACAGAUGUCUUACAGGGUUUCAUUAUGGUGGGUUCUUUGGCAUUUGUAUCCGUUAAAGGAACCAUAGAUGUGGGUGGGUUGGGUACAGUGUAUCAAAGAAAUAUGGAAAGUGGCAGAUUAGUGGCACCAGAAUGGACUUUUGAUCCUACUGUACGUAUGGGUUUCUUUGCUGUUUUUGUUGGAGGCACCUUAUUAAAACUGCAGGGUACUUGCAUUAAUCAACCCGCUGUGCAACGCUUUUUAUCUCUGGGCAAUAUGGCGGAUGUUAAGAAGUCUUUAUAUGCUUUUAUAAUUGGUUUGGUGUGUCUAUUGGGUCUUUGUAUUUAUUUGGGUCUUUUGGCUUUUGCUUCAUAUUACGACUGUGAUCCCAUUUCAACAGGGUUGGUUCAUGCCAAAGAUCAAAUUGUUCCAUUGUAUGUCAUGCAAAUUGCUGGUGCAUUUCCGGGAAUAGCUGGCCUUUUUGUAUCGGGUGUAUUCAGUGCUGCUCUUAGUUCCUUAUCCACUUGUUUGAAUUCUUUAUCGGGUGUUGUGUUAAAAGAUUUUGUGGAACCCUAUCGCAGUCAACCUUUUACCGAAAGACAAACGGCUAUUUUCCUAAGAGCAGUGGUUUUGAUAUUCGGUGUCUCAGCCAUGGGUUUGGUAAAAAUUGUAGAGAAAUUGGGUAUGGUCAUGCAGUUGUCGGCUACGGUUAACUCCAUUUCCAUAGGACCUAUAUUGGGCAUAUUUACUGUUGGUAUGACCAUGCCUUUUGUCAAAGCCAAGAGCGUUCUUACCGGUUGCAUUACCUCAGCCUUAUUUAUGGCAUAUAUAGCUAUACGUUCACAAAUUGAUAGUGCCAUGGGUGUUUUAAAAUUUCCCACUAAACCCGUGUCUAUAGAGGGAUGUACAUAUGAAUUUGAGGCUUUAAAUAAAACUAUCUUAAGUACCACAGAACCUUCUUCCGGAAGCGCUCCCUUGCAUCAUGUUUCCUUUUUGUGGUAUAGCGCUAUUGGAGCUGUAAUAACUAUUUCCGUGUCUCUUUUGUCUACUCUCUUUUAUGGACGUCAGGACUCUAGUGAAGUUGAUCCAAAAUUAAUUACUCCGGUUUUGAGGAAAUAUAUGAACAAAUAUAAAUACAGCAGUGUGGCCAUGAAUAUGAAUGAUAUUCAAGCGGAUUUAGAGAAACCUUUAAGUAAUGGUUGCAAGGAUGAAAAUUUUUAAAUCUAAGAAAAAUUAGGCUUAUUAGUAGAAAUUUUUCGCAUAUUUUAUGAUAGAAAAUUUUACUUAUAUUUAAAUAGUGUUAAAUUUAGAAAAAUUCUGUUGUACAAAUUUUGUAUUUUAUUAAGGGGUAAAUAAAGGUGUUUUUGGGAUU
Molecule: messenger RNA, 1602 nt
Organism: Lucilia cuprina (Australian sheep blowfly)
Lineage: Eukaryota; Metazoa; Arthropoda; Insecta; Diptera; Calliphoridae
Product: sodium-coupled monocarboxylate transporter 2-like
Exons: 7
Coding region: 108-1451 (447 amino acids)
Biological process (GO): transmembrane transport; sodium ion transport
Cellular component (GO): membrane
Molecular function (GO): symporter activity
Source: RefSeq, a predicted model, not a curated record